AUGAGUUUCGGGUUUGGUGUCGGCGAUUUCAUCGCUGUCAUAGACAAGUUGAGACACUGCCACGACAGAUUUUCUGAGGCGCCUGAGCUGUUUGUCUCUCUAGUGAGGAACGUGGAGAUCAUCGAACCGCUUCUUGAGGAAGCCCAUUGCCCACAGCAGAAUCUCAAUGAUGGGGAGAAAAAGAUACUGGAGGACAUCAUCGAAGGUUCCUACAAGGACCUGAAGAGAUUGAAACAAAUUUUAGACGAUUGCCAGGAACUAAAACAGCCUCUCGAAAAGAAGAUAUGGGACAAAGCAAGGCUCUUGCAGUUUCUUCAGCGGUUACAAGUCGACCCAAGAGUGAUCAACAACAUUCAAUCGAGUCUGUCCGUCAAAAUUGCACUCUUGAACACCCUCAAGAACGCGUCAGAUAGUCGAGCCAUCCAAAGCACAAAGCAGGCGGUGGAUUCGAUGCACCAUGAGCAAGUCAGUAAACAUCGACAGGAAAUCUUGGAGUGGCUGACGCCAUCCAACUAUUCAUCACAACAACGAGAUUACUUCUCCACAAGGCACCCAGAAACAGCAUCCUGGCUACUAGAGUCCAAGGAAUUUGAAUGGGUAGCAAACAGAGGCCAGACUCUGCUGUGCCAUGGGAUGCCAGGGGCCGGCAAGACCAUCAUGACUUCCGUCGUCAUAGACCAUUUGAUACACCGGUUCCGUGAGGAACCGAGGGUCGGGAUAGCCUACGUUUACUGCAACUUCAAGGACACCGAACGCCAAGAUUGCCACGAUCUCUUGUCUAGUCUAGCGAAGCAGCUGGCGCAAUCCUGCUCUGAAUUCCCUCAAAGUCUUGAGACGCUCUACGACAAACACCAGAAGCGGAAGACCUCAAGAUCUACUCAAGAGACCAUCGAUCUGCUCCAGGUCUUAUCCUCCUGCUACGAAAGAACAUUCAUCGUUGUUGACGCCUUGGAUGAGUGUGAUAGAAACGCUCGACAAGCUUUUCUUCCAGAAAUCCUCCGGCUACAACAAAGAUCCCAAGUCAAUAUUUUUGCAACCACCAGAGAAAUUCCUGAGAUCUUGGAGUCGAAGGAAUUUGAGAAUUCUAUCUCUGUAGAAAUCAGGGCUAAUCAGGAGGACGUACUAAGAUACACGUCAGAUCGUAUGGCCCGCAUGCAGAGCUUUGUCCGCAACAACCUUGAUUUACAGAAGGAAAUCAGACACACCAUUGCAGAAAAGGUUAACGGAAUGUUCCUGUUGGCGAGACUGCUCAUCGAUGCUUGGUCUAACAAGCUGAGCCCGAAGGAGCUCAAGAAGGCACUCAAAGUCUUUGGAGAAACGAGUGAAAAGGCAAACAUCUACUCAGCCGUAUACAAUGAGGCCAUGAAUCGGAUUAGGUCUCAACCCUCUGAGCACGUUGAGCUCGCGCUGAACGUUCUCUCUUGGACAACAGGCGCCAAGAGGCCUCUUACAAUCGAAGAGCUGCAGCAUGCCCUCGCCGUCGAAGAGGGAGAAACGAAUAUAGACCAGGACAACAUCAUACCAGUCGAAACCAUGAUCUCUACAACACAAGAGUACUUCGAGAGGAAAAGACAUCAGUUUUUCCCAGAUAUUGACUCUCAAAUCGCAAUCGCGUGUACCAAUUACCUUUCGAUCAAGAACGUUUACAAGCUUCCCAGAGACUACGACUUCUACGAAUACGACUCCGCUCCAUUCUUCAACUAUGCAGCUCUAUACUGGGCGGAGCACACACGAGAGAGCUCCAUUAUCCCGACAGAAGUAGUUGGGUUUCUUCGGAACCAAGACGCACGUAAUAGAUCCGUUUCGGUGCUGAGACGACUACGUUGGAUGCGAUCUAUCCCUCGCACGUCGGCACAAGUGGCAGCAUAUUUCGGGAUUCUCCAACUGUUCACCAACUAUACUCUCCCGGAGAUCGACAUGUACUCGGUUGACGAAAGUGGCGAGGAGAUCCUCACAUCAGUGGCCAGCAUGACGGGCACAGGGUCAGCUUUGCCGGCGCUCAUGAGUGGUGCAGUCAUUGCUGAAAGACACGACUUGAACAUGCAAGAACCCAGUAUUCAAAACCCUGCAUCAGUUGAUGUAGAGGAAAAUGUUACAGCCGCUCUUCAACUUCUCGUAGAGAUGGGAGCGGAUAUUGGAGCCCAAGACCACCACGGCAAGACCCCGGUAUACUGGGCCAUCGUCUCUAGGAAUAUCCCAGCUCUUCAUUUCCUGUUAGAAAAGAAUGUCGAAGCAGAGGUCGAAUCAAAUGGGGGGAAGCGCCCUUUACUACAGGCUGUUGCGAAAAGCAGCAUGGCGGUUGUGGAAGUUAUUCUUGACCAUAAUGUCGAUAUCGACGCUACAGAUGAGAAAGGACGAAUUGCAUUAUCAUGGGCUGCAGGUUGCGGCAAUCUCGCGGCUGUGCAACUUCUUUUGAAGAACGGUACCAAGGUUGACGUCCCGGAUAAAGGUGGUCGAACCCCCUUAGCUUGGGCAUGCGCAGCGAAAGACACAAAUUACCAAAUCAUCCGGACUCUUCUGGCAUACGGCGCCAGCCCAGACAUUGGGGGCAGCGCCGGUGCUAUAUGGCUUUACGCUCGUCAUAAAUUUGAUCUUGCCAUCAUUGAUAUGUUUUGUCAGUAUGGUUUUGACAUGUGCUCAGAAGACGACUUAGGGGCAACGCUGCUAUGUUAUGCUGCAAGACAUGAAUCAGCGGAAGCUUUCAAGAUGAUCCUAGAGCUGACAAAUCUGGACUUGAACUCGAAGGACCACAGCGGCCGAACGGUUUUGUGGUAUGCAAUGAAGGGAGCUCCCUGGCGCAGAUCCAAAACAGAGGUUGUGAGAAUGAUAUUGGAUGACACCAAAGCCGACCAUGACUGCCUUGGCAUACAACAAGCUCUGAUUCAGGCGAUCGAUCGCAAUUUCGUGGGACUUUUCCGGUGUCUGCUCACUCGCGAGGGCGUGAGUAUCAAUGGGGAGUUCAAUGGGAAGGAUGCUAUGUUGUAUGCAGCUGAGAAAGGAAGCUUGUCAAUUUUCAUGUCACUCAAAGAGUAUGGUGCUGUGUGGGGACAGAAUCAAUGUGAGAACGUGGAAAUACUGUCAAGCAAUUUGUGGAGGUUCAAGGAAAUCGACAUCGAAAAGAGAAUCUUCAAGUGGUCUUAUCACAAAGGUCAGCUGUUGUAA
This is a messenger RNA of Colletotrichum tamarilloi, 3162 nucleotides long. RefSeq lists its product as uncharacterized. Lineage: Eukaryota; Fungi; Ascomycota; Sordariomycetes; Glomerellales; Glomerellaceae. The record is from RefSeq and is a predicted model, not a curated record. The coding region runs from base 1 to 3162 and encodes 1053 amino acids. The transcript has 6 exons. Gene Ontology annotation, molecular function: protein binding.